AUGCCAAGAAAAUUUGAGCACAUCGUCGUUGCAAUUGAAGAAUCGAAAGACUUAUCUACGUUGUCUAUAAAUAACUUGAUGGGUUCUCUUCAAUCCCAUGAGCUAAGAUUAAAACAAUUUGAUGUUAACCCUGAGGAAGCUUUUCAAAUGCAAAUUUCAUUUAGAGGUGGUUCACGUGGAAGACUUAGUGGUCAUGGAAGACGAGGAGGUGGAAGAAACUAUGACAAUAGAAGCGGUGCAAAUUCUGAAAAUUCACAAGAAAGCUCUUCUUUAUCUCGAGGAAGAGGAAGCAGAAGAGGAAGAGGCUUUGGCAGAAACCAAGGAGGUGGUCGUGGUAAUUUCUCUCAAAUUCAAUCCUUUAAUUGCAGAAAGUAUGGUUAUUUCCAAGCAGAUUGUUGGGCACUAAAAAAUGGAGUUGGAAAUACCACCAUGAAUAUGCAUAAAGAACAAAAGAAAAAUGAUGAAGGCAUUCUAUUCCUCACAUGUAGUGUUCAAGACAAUGUUGUAGAGCCUACAUGGUAUCUUGAUAGUGGUUGUAGUAACCACAUGACAGGAAAUAGAAGUAUAUUUGUUACUUUGGGUGAAUCUUUCCAAAGUGAACUGAAGACUUGUGAUAAUACCAGACUACAAGUCAAAGGCCAAGGUGAUAUUCUUGUGAAGACAAAGAAAGGCACAAAACAAGUUACAAAUGUGUUCUAUGUUCCAGGUCUAAAGCAUAAUCUUUUGAGUAUUGGCCAACUGCUUCAACGAGGUUUAAAAGUUUCAUUUGAAGGUGACAUAUGUGCAAUCAAAGAUCAAGUCGGUGUUCUUAUUGCCAAGGUAAAAAUGACUGCUAAUAAGAUGUUUCCUCUUAACUUUACAUAUGGUCAACUAUCUUGCUUCAGCAGCAUAUUGAAGGAUCCAUCCUAG
Molecule: messenger RNA, 909 nt
Organism: Cucumis melo (muskmelon)
Lineage: Eukaryota; Viridiplantae; Streptophyta; Magnoliopsida; Cucurbitales; Cucurbitaceae
Exons: 1
Coding region: 1-909 (302 amino acids)
Source: RefSeq, a predicted model, not a curated record